CUCUGUCAAACCACUUCCUUGUAAACUCAUUUGCACUGGCUACAUUAAAGCGUCAACUGUCACUCUUCUCCUAGCUGGAUCCAAUGCAGACAGAAAGCACAGAUUCGAGGAUGCCAGAGCCCCUUCCACAAGACCCUGGUAUUCCCGAAGGCCUCAAAACAAGCCCCCUAAACACCGAGGCUCUCGAGGAGUUUGCCCAAAACAUGUCAGAACACAUACUUCGAUCAGUUUUUAGCCAAAAAGAAACAGUAGAACCUGAGGAGUCCAUUUAUAACCAAGAGCACGAAAUGCUAGCUGAGUCGCUAGCAUCCGCAGUGAUUGAGAUCGCUCUGAGUGAAGUGUGUAGAGGAAGAAACUUAAAGGACCACAUGGAGGGUGCUGAAAUAGAGAUGGAGAACAACAAGGGAGAACGCCAGUCUUUUGAGGAUAAAUCUAGAAGAGACCAAGAACACCAGACUUCUACCCAGCCUUGCCAUCCACCUCUAUCCCAGUCAGGGCUUCCCGCUGUGGGAUCCCUCGACUACCCCGACGCCCCACCGACCACGCCUCUUCUCCCAGAGCUGGAGAGGAGCAGAAGCAGCUUCGCCCGUAAGCUAAAAGGAGGCCUGGCAAAGGUUUUCCUACCCUCGCCUCCUCCGCCAACGCCAAAGGACAAGGAGGACAACGGAGACGCUUUGAUCAGCGACCCUCAUGUGGAACUGAUGGAGCAUCUCAUGCAGUCGCUGUCUACAGAUGAUUUGGGGAGAGGCAGUUUCGAAGUAGCACCUCUGCAUGAACCAACUAUAGAGGCUUUUGCACAGGCUCUGUCAUGUGAUAUCACUAAGUGGGUUCUGGCUGCCCAAAAAAGAGAACAGAUGUCACAUGACAGUGAUCUUAACCUACUGGCCCAACAGCUAGCUGAAGCCAUUAUCACCUCCUCCAUUGAUGAAGCUAAAGUGCUUAUCUAGGAUUUAAAGUGAUUCAUGGAGUCAGGUAUGAUGAACAGCCUAUAUAUAUGCACAAGCUUAGUCCAUUGACUAUAUAUGUAAAAGGUGGACAUAGCCACCAUAACACAAUCGGUUUAAUUGUCUUUUGUAGCUAUCUUAGUGUUUUUAAGUCAGACACGAAAAGUGAACAACUUAUUGGUUAACAGCUUAUGAGUAACAAGUCAUUAACCAAUUAGCAUUUCCUGGUUUAUCCACCUUUCUGACUCAAAUAAUGACAACAAAUUUACAAAGGAAUUUCAUAUUCUGUACACUAUGACCUGAAACUAGCAACUGAGCCUCAAAAAGUUACCAGGUAUUCAGUGGCAUCAGAGAGUAUGGAAGUACUUCUAUAAUAGCAGAAGGCUUUUUAGAAACCAGAGUAAUCGCCCCCUGUUGGGCAUCAGAAAUCCGAAUCCUUUAUUGAUCGAGCAUAUACUUUGGUCCUACUCUAUAUCCUCCUUCGCUACAUGAUGACAUGACAAAACAUUCUGUUCUGCAGCACAGGGAGAGAAUAUGCCUGCCACUUUGAGUUCUCUAAGCCACUAAAACACUGUGGAUUGUGGACUAUUUUUAGAGUUGGUCUUUAUAUAUUAUAUAUAUUAUAUUAUAUAUAUUAUAUAUCCUUUCUGUGCAGCUUUUGACUACAAUCCUCCAUAGUCCUACCCAUUACCAAGCCAGUACUUCUCUGUUGGUCACUCUGUAGACUUAGAACCUAAUUCUAUCAUUUAUAUACAGUCUGUGGGGUCUGUUACUGUUAUUUCCUCUAAAGUAGGCAACACACAUUAUCUUACUCCAAGAUUUGGGAAUUUCAUUUGUUACAGCAGCUAAUAUGAUUAAUUUGCAUUUAAUUUUAAUAUUAUAUUAAUGCUAUUUAUUGAUGAUAACAUAUUAUUAUGAGUUCAAUUGUGUAUUCGUUUGUGUUUCUUGUUUAGAAAUGAACUUGUCGUUGAGGUUAAGGUUUCUGUAUCUUGAAAACUGCUGGAUGAUAAGUAACUGUUACAUUUCAUGAUGGAUUAAAGUACACUGGAUCUGA
Messenger RNA from Oreochromis niloticus (Nile tilapia), 1998 nucleotides. RefSeq lists its product as uncharacterized. The record is from RefSeq and is a predicted model, not a curated record. NCBI's taxonomy places the organism in Eukaryota, Metazoa, Chordata, Actinopteri, Cichliformes, Cichlidae. Bases 84 to 947 code for a protein of 287 amino acids. The transcript is spliced from 2 exons.